GCAAAACAGUCCCGUUUUCCAAGUAGUAAACGUACAGAAUAGAGCGGGUUCGGGUUUGAUUUGAUCAAGCGCGCCCGGCACACUUUCAACCCGAUCCGUUUUAUAUUCAGUUUCUCCGUAUCCAAGUCGCCACCCUUUUCCCCAGAAUUUCGCAGAUUUUCGCGAUGGGAGCAGAAGCCGAGGGUAUUCCGCCGCCGCAGCGCGCCGCCGGCGAGCCAGGAACUGCGGCGAGGGUGCAGCCAAUCACCGCAGCGCAGUUCCUCUCCUGGAAGCAGCGCAAGGAUGCAGAGGAAGCUGCAAGGAAAGCUGAAGCAGCUCAGAAGCGCGCCGCAGACAUAGCUUCAGGAGCGGUGCCAAUGAAUGGCCGAGAGCUGUUCCGGCAUGAGCCCUGGGUGUUUGACAAUAACAUUUACUAGAAUCAAUAAAUCAAACCUCCAGAAGCGCACGGGCCUCGUUCGUGGUGAAAUCGACCAGGGAGAUUCCGCGAACCCUUUGAGCUUUGUUUGAUGGAAUAUGUAAAACACUAUAUUUGUUACUGUUAACUCAAAAAGAGAAGGUGAUAGAUUUACCAUGGUCUUGCUUUAUAUGAACUGUCGUCUUUAGAAUC
Messenger RNA from Phragmites australis (common reed), 607 nucleotides. RefSeq lists its product as uncharacterized. Lineage: Eukaryota; Viridiplantae; Streptophyta; Magnoliopsida; Poales; Poaceae. The record is from RefSeq and is a predicted model, not a curated record. The coding region runs from base 165 to 416 and encodes 83 amino acids. The transcript has 2 exons.